Apis mellifera (honey bee) is the source of this 708-nucleotide messenger RNA. RefSeq lists its product as uncharacterized. The record is from RefSeq and is a predicted model, not a curated record. The transcript is spliced from 4 exons. The coding region runs from base 52 to 645 and encodes 197 amino acids. Lineage: Eukaryota; Metazoa; Arthropoda; Insecta; Hymenoptera; Apidae.
UCUUUAACGAGAAUAAUUUAAUUAGUCUUAUAUUAAAACGACGAAGAAGAAAUGUUGAACGCGAGAAUUUUGAUUAUAUUCGGAUUGGUGAGUUUUUACGGAGUUUUUGCCAGAAAUGCAGACGGCAAUCGUGAGUUUCAAUUCCUUAAAGAGACGAGUAACAAGAAACAUGGUGGAUCUAUGUUGAUGGAAAUAGCGAAGGAGCUCGUGCAAAGAUCUUCGACAAGCAGCCAGGUGUUGAAUCUAAAUUUAUCGAAUUUGUUAUUGCUUUUGGUAUUGAAAGCGGUAGUUUUCGGUGCAGGAUAUUUAGGAAAUCAUGGUUACAAAGGGCGUGAAUUGGAAGAAGAAAACGUAGUGUCCGAAAGUGAGGUUACGCUUGCACUGGGAUAUUUGAUGGGAGACACUUGCCUGUAUAGAGCAGCUUGUGAAGAACCUCACGUUGCGAAGGAAUAUUUAAGAGCUGCAGAAAUAAUCAUCGAAACAAUGAAAUUGUUGCCGCACGGUUUGUCAAUUGAAGGAACGCACGAGAAAACAUUGGCAGAAAUUCGAAAAGCCAUCGAACAUGGUGUUACAGAUGGCUGUCCGCCUGAAUAUACUUGUAAAAAGGAGAAUAUUAAGAAUUUCUUGAAAGAAAAUAGAAAGUGAAAGUAUAGGGAUAUAUAAAUAAUUUUUAAUAUUUCGAAAGAACCUGUAAUAUUACUUGAAUAG